AUGUUAGUAAAAGAAUCAAAAAAUAAUUAAAAACUGCCUUAAUUUAGUUAAUAUUAUGACUAAUUUACAAAUACAUACAAAAUAAUAUUCCUAGUAGCAAUAUCCUAAGGUGUACUCUCUUUAUCAGAGUUAGGCAUAAGUUUUCUUUAUAAAGACGAUUUUAAGCUAAGUCCAUCAUAAGUUUCCAUUCUGUAAAGCUUAAUUGGACUUCCAUGGAUAUUAAAACCCUUAUGGGGUGUAAUAAGUGACACAUUUACAAUAUUUGGAGAUAGAAGAAAAAGUUAUAUUGUUAUAUUUUCAUUAUUAAGUUUUUUUUUAUGGAUAACUUUAGCUUUUUUUGUCAAAAACAUUUAUGAGGGAAUAUUUGUACUUUUUUUAAUUUAAUUUUCAAAUGCCUUUAAUAAUGUAGUUGCUGAAGCUUUAUUAGUAGAAAUUUCUUAAGAAAAAAGCAUAAAAAAUCAACUUAAUGAUAUAUAAUAAUAAGCUGAAGCUUCAAAAAAUGUCUCUUUAUUUUUUGGAAUAAAAAGUUUUGGUGUUCUUAUUUCUUCUUUUUUAGGAGGUUAUUUAUUAUAGUUCUAUGAUAAACAUUAUAUUUUUGCAAUUACGGGUUUAUUUCCUUUAUUUUUAUGUAUAGGAACAUUUUCUACAUUUUUUACAAAAGAUAAAGAAUAAGUUAAUGAAAAUAAUAAAUAAAAAUUUAAAUCAAAAGAUUAAAUAAUUACAUUUAUAAGUUUUAUAAAAAAGCCUUUUAUAUAUAAACCUAUAAUUUUUAUUUUUUUAUUUAUGAUGACACCAACUUCUAAUACUACAAUUUUUUUUUUUUAUACAAAUAAAUUACAUUUUUAGCCUUCUUUUAUGGGAUAACUAAAAUUUGUGCAUGCUUUUGCGAAUAUAUUGGCACUUUGGGGCUAUAAUAAAUACCUUAAGAGUAUUUAAUUUAAAAAAUAGUUUAUUUUUUCGACUUUUUUAUGCGUUUUUUUAGGCUUGUCUUAACUUUUAUUAGUUACUAGAUAUAAUUUAAAAAUAGGAAUUCCAGAUAAAAUAUUCUGUCUUGGGGAUUCUAUUAUUAUUUAAAUUAUUGGCGAGAUAAAUAUUUUACCAAUUUUAAUUUUAGCAUGUAGAUUGUGUCCGAAAAAUAUAGAAGGAACUAUGUAUGCAAUGCUUAUGAGUACGAUUAAUUUCGGGAGUCUAAUUGCAGGAUAAUUAGGUGGAUUAUUUACAUAUUAUUUGAGAAUUACUGAAACUAAUUUUGAUAAUUUAUGGAUUUUGGUAGUUAUUGCAAAUGUUACUACGGCUAUGCCUUUGCUUUUUAUUAAUAUGAUUGACACUGAUAAUUUAUAAGAAAUUUAAUAAUAAGAAUAAGAAGAAAAUAAUGGAUUUUUAGAAGAGAAUUCUGAUAAUUUAGAGGAAAAUUGUGAAUUUUAAAAGGGGAAUAAUUUUUAAUAAGAAGUACAAAAUAAAGAAAUUUAUAAUGAAGAAUAAAUAUUAAAAGAAAAAUUAAAUUAAAAAGAUGAUAAAAAUUAUAGUUAUUGUUGA
Ichthyophthirius multifiliis is the source of this 1536-nucleotide messenger RNA. RefSeq lists its product as hypothetical. The record is from RefSeq and is a predicted model, not a curated record. The transcript has 2 exons. Gene Ontology annotation, cellular component: membrane. NCBI's taxonomy places the organism in Eukaryota, Ciliophora, Oligohymenophorea, Hymenostomatida.